AUGAGGAAUCAUUACGACGAAGAGAACAGCCCGGACAAUAAUCCAGAGGAGGACAACAUUGUCGUCGAUCAGGUGAACACGUCGCGCAAUUCGCACUCUGAUAAUGAUCCUAACGUGAGGAGAUAUAGAACCGCCUUUACGAGGGAGCAACUAACUCGGCUAGAAAGCGAAUUUAGCAGAGAAAAUUAUGUGAGCCGUCCAAGAAGAUGCGAAUUGGCCACACAGCUUAACUUGCCAGAGUCUACGAUAAAGGUGUGGUUUCAAAAUCGACGCAUGAAAGAUAAGAGGCAGCGGCUAUCCUUGUCAUGGCCCUUCUCGUGGAAUUCGGAUCCUACUCUAGCAGCAGCGUUGCUCGCGGCUGCCUCGGCUGGGACGUUUCCGCACAUGGGUUACCCGGCUAUUCCCACGUCGAAUUUAUCAGCGACGACACACUUGGCCCCUUCGGCAGCACCGUAUCCGAACGCGGCCGCAGCCGCGGCUGCGUCUACUUAUUAUCGUUAUACCGGGUAUCAUCCGAACAAUUCAGUUACUGCGCUCCAUCGACCACAUGUCCGUCCUUUGAGCGGCCCUUAUCCCGCACCCUCGCACCUAUCGCUGCCCUCGCACCCGUCAAUGCCACCUCUGCAUAUCCUGUCGAGUAUGCAGAUGCCGAACAUCGCUUCCGCCUUUCCUUCCAUGGGCAAUCCGCCUCCUCCUCCUCCUCCUCCUCCUCCUGUCACCAUGCCAUAUCGACCGCCAUUAAUCGAAGAACUUAGCCCGGUAAAUUCUUCCUCCUCCAGCGAGUACGAUUACGGAGCGAGUCCUCCUAGUCAGUUGUCGCAUCCACCGUCUCAUCACUCGGUCCAGCAGCUGCCGUUGCCGCUGCCGCAUUCGCAUCCGGAUCAUUCGCAUCACGCGCAUCGCCUUACCGCACCCGUCAUGCCAAUAAUAUCACAACGAGACAGACUCAGCAGCGGCGAGCAGCCGAUGAGACUAAACGGUAUGAGUGUACCGGUCAUGACGGUACUGCCAUUUGAGAACAACGUGAGUAACGCCUCGUACAAUCAUCACGUGGCAAUUCCUUCGACGUCGGAUAUAUCAGCCUUAUCGUCGCUUUCAUUGAACAAGUCUGAGAAGGAGUUGGAGGAGGAGAAGAAGGAGAAGGAGGAGAAGGACAAGAAGGAAAAGGAAAAGAAAGAAAAGGAGGAGAAGGAGAAGAAAGAAAAGGAAAAAAAAGAGAAGGAGCAAGAGCAGCAUCAACAGCCGCAGUCACUUCAGCUAUCUUAUCCAUUUCAACCAUCUCAACCACCUCAGUCAUCGCAGCUACGGCACCCACCGCAGCCCAAGUUGUUUCAGCCAUACAAGAACGACAAGGAUCAAAACGGUACGAUGUAA
This is a messenger RNA of Mycetomoellerius zeteki, 1374 nucleotides long. RefSeq names its product segmentation protein even-skipped. Gene Ontology annotation, molecular function: RNA polymerase II cis-regulatory region sequence-specific DNA binding; DNA-binding transcription factor activity, RNA polymerase II-specific. The record is from RefSeq and is a predicted model, not a curated record. Gene Ontology annotation, cellular component: nucleus. Lineage: Eukaryota; Metazoa; Arthropoda; Insecta; Hymenoptera; Formicidae. The transcript is spliced from 3 exons. Gene Ontology annotation, biological process: regulation of transcription by RNA polymerase II. Bases 1 to 1374 code for a protein of 457 amino acids.